This is a messenger RNA of Paramuricea clavata, 754 nucleotides long. NCBI's taxonomy places the organism in Eukaryota, Metazoa, Cnidaria, Anthozoa, Malacalcyonacea, Plexauridae. The record is from the annotation of a GenBank genome assembly.
AUGAAUGUCUUGGCCAAAUGUGCCAAGGGCACAGGUAACCCAAGACAUUUAUUUAUCUAUCUUUUAAUUAAAAAAUAGAUAAAUGAACGUCUUGGGCUACCUGUGGCCAGGGCACAGUAGCCCAAGACAUUCAUUUAUCUUUCUUUUAAUUAAAAAAUAGAUAAAUGAACGUCUUGGGCUGCUGUGGCCAGGGCACAGGUAGCCCAAGACAUUCAUUUAUCUUUCUUUUAAUUAAAAAAUAGAUAAAUGAACGUCUUGGGCUACUGUGGCCAGGGCACAGCAGCCCAAGACAUUCAUUUAUCUUUCUUUUAAUUAAAAAAUAGAUAAAUGAACCGUCUUGGGCUACCUGUGCCCAGAUGGUGAGGACGUAGUUUUUGAUGGUGAGGACGUGGUUCCUGAUGGUGAGGACGUAGUUCUUGAUGGUGAGGACGUGGUUCCUGAUGGUGAGGACGUGGUUCCUGAUGGUGAGGACGUGGUUCCUGAUGGUGAGGGCAUGGUUCCUGAUGGUGAGGACGUGGUUCCUGAUGGUGAGGACGUGGUUCUUGAUGGUGAGGCCGUGGUUCCUGAUGGUGAGGACGUGGUUCUUGAUGGUGAGGACGUGCUUCCUGAUGGUGAGGGCAAGAUUCCUGAUGGUGAGGACGUGGUUCCUGAUGGUGAGGGCAAGGUUCCUGAUGGUGAGGACGUGGUUCCUGAUGAUGAGGACGAGGUUCCUGAGGACAAGGUUCCUGACGCCUUUUUUGUCGAUUUUCACUGA